Molecule: messenger RNA, 526 nt
Organism: Lasiosphaeria miniovina
Lineage: Eukaryota; Fungi; Ascomycota; Sordariomycetes; Sordariales; Lasiosphaeriaceae
Exons: 1
Coding region: 137-430 (97 amino acids)
Source: RefSeq, a predicted model, not a curated record
UGAUGGGCCCGCUGCCCCUUGCCCCUCCAACCCCUCUAAGGAUUACGCGCCUGGCAACCGCGCUAUCGGCGCCUUCAUUCGAGCUCUGUUCCCGCCUGCGCUGGUUUCCUAUCGUUUGGCAUUCCAGAAGGAGUGGAUGCCGGCUCUGAUGUCAUUCGUCUGCUGCUGCUGUUUUGGUCAGUUCUGGACGGCCAGGCUGGACGGGAAGUGGGCAGCCGAUUCCCGCUGCAGAGAAAAUCCCCACCGGGCACCCUCGGCAGUCACCACUCUGACCACCCAGCAGGCCGCUCUCGUCGUGACCCAGCGCCACCAAAAUGUGCCGAAUUUUCCCCAACGGGCUGGUGGUGUGAUGGGACGGUGGAGAGGCAAACAUGCUGCUUGGCCAAAUUCCGUGCUUACCAUUGCAAACAAAUGCCAAUUAAUUAAUUAAUCAAUCAUGCUUUGCAAUCGGGCAAGGUCGAGAAAGGCAACCGGGACCGACUUGGGCAGGCCGCAGAGGAGCGUAUCAGGGGCACAGCCUAUCUAG